UCUGUCACAACAGUGCUGCCUCUCAAAUCCAGAUGGCAGCACCGUCAACCGGUUUCUUGUGGUUUCAUCAUUCUUGAAAAACUGAACAUAAAACACUGUUAUGACUGAUGCUGUUAAAUCAAAAAGGGGUCAGCCCAGCUGGAGCCCCCCUGCCCGUGCGGAGCCUGCCAAAUUGAUGGUCUACAAUAGCAUGACGAGAAAGAAAGAGGAAUUCAUCCCGCAGAAUGGAAAACGGGUCCUCUGGUACAGCUGCGGUCCGACUGUUUAUGAUGCAUCACACAUGGGACAUGCGAGAUCGUAUGUGUCAUUUGACAUCCUGCGGCGAGUGAUGCGGGAUUAUUUCAAUUAUGACAUCCUUUACGCCAUGAACAUCACUGAUAUCGACGAUAAGAUCAUCAAGCGAGCGAGACAGAACUACCUCGUGGAGAAUUACAUGAAAGAGGAGAAGUCAACACCACAAGUCCUCGAAGACACCAAGAAAGCUAUCGAGCCAUGCAAAGCCAAGUACGAAAAAGAAACCGACCCAGAUAAGAAGGCGAUGCUGGGACGAAUGGUGGAGAAGGUCGAUAAGGCUUUGACAGUGUUGGAGGCGGAGAAAGACAAAACACUGGGGAAGGAGGCGUUGGCUACGUCAAGAAAGGCGUUAUUGGACAGCGCUCGAGACAUCCUGGCAGAUUGGCUGGAUAGCCUGCACGGAUCUGAAGUCACGGAAAAUUCCAUCUUCGCUGCGUUGCCACGAUACUGGGAGGCAGACUUUCAUGACGACAUGGAGGCAUUAAAUGUUCUACCAUGUGAUGCGUUGACACGGGUCAGUGAGUACAUCCCAGAAGUCAUUGAAUUCGUCCAGAAGAUCAUUGAUAAUGGCUUCGCGUACUUAUCCAACAGCUCGGUGUAUUUUGACACGAUGAAGUUUAGCCAGUCCAAGGACCACUUCUAUGCUAAACUUGUUCCUGAAGCGUUCGGUGAUGCCAAGGCUCUUAAUGAGGGAGAAGGUGAUCUGAGCGUCUCAGAAGACCGGCUGAGUGAAAAGAGAAGCCCGAAUGACUUUGCGUUAUGGAAGGCCUCCAAGCCUGGCGAGCCAUCAUGGGAAUCUCCGUACGGUAUGGGGCGGCCUGGAUGGCAUAUAGAAUGCUCCGUCAUGGCCAGCAGUGUCUUGGGCGCGUCGCUUGACAUCCAUACUGGAGGCGUAGAUCUGAAGUUCCCACAUCAUGACAAUGAGCUGGCGCAAUCAGAGGCUUAUUACAGAAACGACCACUGGGUGCGCUACUUCCUACACACGGGCCACUUGACCAUCUCCGGCUGCAAGAUGUCGAAAUCUCUCAAGAACUUCAUCACGAUAAAGGAGGCACUCAAAAAGCACACCGCGCGCCAGUUACGUUUGAUGUUUCUCUUACAUUCGUGGAAGGAUACACUCGAUUACAGCAGCAGUACCAUGGAGGCUGCGAUGACGUUUGAAAAACACGUCGGGGAAUUCUUCCUCUCCGUGAAAGACAUCCUUCGCAGUACACCAGCGACUGGCCCCGACUCAUACUCGAAGUGGAAGGCCGAGGAGAUGACGCUGUAUGACAAGUUACUAGAGACACAGGAUAGUGUCCAUGCAGCCCUCUGUGAUUCCAUCGACACCAAAACUGCCAUGGACAGUAUGCGAGAGUUAGUGAUAGCAAGCAAUGUUUAUAUCACGAAGAGAAGGGGGGAGAAACUUGUACCGAAUCGCUCGAUAUUACAGAAUAUAGCUGGUUAUAUUACGAAAAUGCUAAAGAUCUUUGGUGCUAUAGAAGGGGAGGAUGCAAUAGGAUUCCCGAUGGCUGGUGGUCAGACUGCUAAUAUUGAGCAAGUUGUGAUGCCAUAUUUGGAAGCCUUUUCCGAUUUCCGUGAAGAGGUGCGCCAGGUGGCUAGGGAGCAGAAAGUGACGGACAUCCUAAAACAGUGUGACAGAGUCCGAGACGAUACUUUACCUAACCUAGGCGUGAGGUUGGAGGACCUCGAAGGUUGCACCGUUAUCAAGCUUGUCGAUAAGAAAACGUUACUUAAAGAACGUGAGGAAAAAUUAAAGGCCGAAGAGCAGAAGCGUUUAGAAAAAGAACGCAAGAAGCUGGAGGCCCAGCAAGCACAGGCCGCCAAGGAAGCCCAGAUGAAGGUUCCCCCAUCCAAGAUGUUUCUCCACGAGACGGAUAAAUACAGUGCAUUUGAUGAAAAUGGAUUCCCAACCCAUGAUAAGAGCGGCCAAGAAUUAACGAAAUCAUCCAUCAAGAAGCUGAAAAAACUUUACGACGCGCAGGAGAAAAAAUACAAGGAGUAUGUCAAGUUACACCCGGAGGAGGCCAACGUUAGUAAUGGUUGCUAGGCAACCGAUAAACUGGAUGUUAAAGUUUCUCUAACAUAUCAGCCUCAUUCAAACUAUAGUGACUGUUAAAACCCUUUUUGUGGAGAGUUUAAAAAUGCGAAUAUCAAAUUUGCUAUAAGUCUAUAAACGUCCUUGGAAUUGUGGUCUAUUUGAGAUUUUUCUAAUCCUUUAGAAUGUUAAAACAUACUGUUAAUGAGACUUCUAUUUCUUGAAAACAACCUCUUCUCAGGAGGGGCUGGCUGUACCUAUGGACGAGGUUCUUCAUCAGAAAGAAUGUUUGUCAAUAAGACCCAACAAUAGUUAACAAAUAACAAAAUUUGCUCAGAACUUCAUACUGAAACCUAAAGUGGUUAUUUUUUUCCAUAUUAAAGAACAUGUUGUUUUCUGAUAUCGAUUGCCUAUAGUGGUUUAUUUGGUGUAAACUUUCAAAAUAUUUGUGCUCAUAGAAAUUAUUUGUGUGUUUUAUUUGUAAGAAUAAUCAAUUAUAGCUCGGUAAACAUCGUUAAGACUUUUCAAUUGAGGUAUUUUAGGAGAAAAAAUCCCAAAUAAAUAUUUUGUGCAGUAUUGCAUCACUUUCUUCCCACUUGCUUAUUAUGGUUAAGAGGUACAACAUUAUGCUCCUGCGCAUCUCCAGAACUAGAUUUAUUGAUGUGGCAGUUAUGUCUCUGCUACAUGUAUAAUGAAGACUCUGUGUUGACAGAGAGAGAAUGUCCUCUGUCUGCUUGGAGAAUGGGUACAAUAUUUGUUUAUUUAUUGAGAAUAAA
Messenger RNA from Lineus longissimus, 3108 nucleotides. RefSeq names its product cysteine--tRNA ligase, cytoplasmic-like. The transcript is spliced from 16 exons. The record is from RefSeq and is a predicted model, not a curated record. Gene Ontology annotation, biological process: cysteinyl-tRNA aminoacylation. Gene Ontology annotation, cellular component: cytoplasm. Lineage: Eukaryota; Metazoa; Nemertea; Pilidiophora; Heteronemertea; Lineidae. Gene Ontology annotation, molecular function: ATP binding; cysteine-tRNA ligase activity. The coding region runs from base 101 to 2344 and encodes 747 amino acids.